AUGAGUUCGAAAUCACGACGCAGGUCCCGCUCCAUCUCAAGAAACAGGAGCCGAGACGAAAGACACAGAUCCAAGUUAAACAGAUCACCUUCUGUCGAGUCCAAACGACCUACACGGGACCAUGAGAGGGCCAGCAGCAGCGGGAGUUCAACCGACGCUUCUCCGGAGAGACUGCGGCCUCAACACAAGCGCCGCGACCAGUCCAGAAGUGGCUCAGAAGGAGACGGCAUUAGACGUUCUACAGGCCACAAGAGCAAGCUAGGGUAUCAAACCAGAAGUACGGACUCCGAUGACUCCAGAAGAGGAAGAAGGAAAGAGUCUGAUAAAAAGAAGAGAGCCACAAUGCACAGAAGAAUGGCUUCCCGUUCCUGCUCCUCUGAUGAUAGCAGUACCCAAGAGGGGAGGAAUGCGAGCACUGACAGAUACAGGCAAAAGGGCACCAGGGCCAGCUGUUCAGUCAAGGAGAGAGACAAUAAGAAAAAACAAAAAGAAAUGCUCAAGGCACUGGAAACUCCUGAAGAAAAGCGAGCCAGGAGGUUGGCCAAGAAGGAAACCAAGGAGAAAAAACGAAGAGAAAAGAUGGGCUGGAGUGAGGAGUAUAUGGGCUACACCAAUGCUGACAAUCCCUUUGGGGAUAACAACUUAUUGGGCACAUUUAAAUGGCAAAAGGCAUUAGACAAGAAAGGCAUUGGUCACCUUGGAGAAAAAGAUCUCAAAGAGAGAAAUAAAUUAAUUCAAGAAGAGAACCGGAGAGAACUUCAGAAGGUGAAACAACUGCGCCUAGAGAGAGAACGAGAAAAGGCCAUGAGAGAAACAGAGCUAGAGAUGCUUCAGAGAGAAAAAGAGGCAGAGCAUUUCAAAACUUGGGCAGAGCAAGAAGAUAAUUUUCAUUUACAGCAGGCCAAACUAAGGUCAAAGAUUCGGAUUCGUGAUGGUCGGGCUAAACCUAUUGAUCUUUUGGCAAAGUAUAUAAGUGCAGAAGAUGAUGAUCUUGCAGUGGAAAUGCAUGAGCCUUAUACUUUUCUCAAUGGGUUGACUGUUACCGACAUGGAUGACCUGCUGGAAGACAUAAAGGUGUAUAUGGAGUUGGAACAAGGCAAAAAUGUUGAUUUUUGGCGAGACAUGACAACAAUUACAGAGGAUGAGAUUUGCAAGUUGAGAAAACUGGAGGCCUCUGGAAAGGGACCAGGUGACCGUCGUGAAGGCAUCAACACAGCAGUGAACACAGAUGUUCAAACAGUUUUUAAAGGAAAAACGUACAGCCAAUUGCAGGCGCUGCAUCUAAACAUAGAAUCAAAAAUUCGGGGUGGGGGCUCCAAUCUUGACAUUGGAUACUGGGAAAGCUUGCUGCAGCAAGUCAGAGUUUACUUAGCAAAAGCAAGGCUUCGAGAACGCCACCAAGAUGUUCUGCGACAGAAGCUGUUCAAGCUGAAGCAGGAACAGGGUGUGGAAAGUGAACCCUUGUUCCCCAUUAUCAAAGACGAGCCAUCAGAUAUCGAUCAAGGGCAGGAAAGCGUGACUAAAGAAAACCCCACGACCACCAAUGAACCACAUCAGGCGGAAGAAGAGGGUCCAUCCAAAACAUCUGCAGAAAAUCCACAGGAGGGAGCAGACAACAGUCAGGAAGAGGAGAGUAAAGAAGAGACUGAAGCGGUUUUGACAGAGGAAGACCUGAUUCAACAGAGUCAAGCAGAAUAUGACUCUGGGCGCUACAGUCCACCGCUCAUCACCACCUCAGAGCUGCCCUUAGAUUCUCACACUACUACCCCAGAGGAGGACCUCCACAGGCUGCAGUUGGCACGUCGACUCUUACAGGUGACAGGUGAUGCCAGUGAGAGUGCUGAAGAUGCUUUUAUUCGGCGUGCCAGAGAGGGAAUGGGGACCGACGAGGCCCAGUUCAGUGUGGAGUUUCCAGUCACAGGAAAAAUGUACCUGUGGGCAGAUAAAUACCGCCCAAGAAAGCCACGUUUCUUCAACAGGUUCGCCAAUGGGAUCUUUCAACUGUGGUUCCACUUCAAGAGAUACCGCUACAGAAGAUAA
This is a messenger RNA of Knipowitschia caucasica, 2040 nucleotides long. Lineage: Eukaryota; Metazoa; Chordata; Actinopteri; Gobiiformes; Gobiidae. The record is from the annotation of a GenBank genome assembly.